AUGGGCUACUUCCUCCGAACACUGCAGUUGCUCUCCACCUGCGUGGCCAUCUCACUAGUGGGCAGCCUGGACAGCUGGACGGUGCCCACAAGUAACUGGUCCUUUGUUAUCUUGUGCUUCUGCUUUGUGGUGACCUUCAUCAUCCUCAUAAUCGAAUCACUGGCGCUACAGUACUGCUUCUCCUUCUCUUGGGGGGAUUUUAUUCUCUGCCAUGCCUGCUACCUCGCCCUCUUCUGCCUCUUGGUCUCCAUCAUUUACCCCGCUACCUAUGUUCAGUUCUUAUUUUACACCCCCUCCUGGGACCACGCCAUCGCUGCUACUGCAUUCUGCUUCAUCUCUACUGUGGCUUAUGCCACCGAAGCAAUCUGGAUCUUGGGCUGGCCCCAGACGGGUGAUUUCACUGGCUAUAUAGGCAGCUUGCCAUUCCUGCUCAAGAUGCUAGAGACACUGGUGGCCUGUGUCAUCUUACCCUUCAUCAGCAACCCCAGCCUGUACAUGGACCACCCAUUUCUGGUGUCGUGUGUGGCCGUGUACUCCAUCUGCUUCAUCCUGGGGAUCGUGACCAUCCUGUUGAACCUGGCUGACUAUGAGAACAGGUUGCCCAUCUCCUCCUCCACGUUCCAUCUGGUGCUGAGCCUGCUCUCCGUCCUUCUCUACAUCGGUGCUCUGGUCCUCUGGUCGCUUUACCAAUUUGAUGAAAAGUUUGGUGGGCAGCCCGAGAGGUCCAGGGAUAUGAGCUGUCAACAUAGACUUACCAACUAUGUGUGCGUCUGGGACCAGCGACUGACUGUGGCCAUCCUGACAGCCAUCAACCUGCUGAUUUACAUGGCCGACCUGGUAUACUGGGCCUGCCAGUUUUCUGUAGGGACUGAGGACCAGCCCAGGGACUCCUGA
Messenger RNA from Dama dama (fallow deer), 894 nucleotides. Its product is annotated as myeloid-associated differentiation marker-like. The coding region runs from base 1 to 894 and encodes 297 amino acids. The transcript has a single exon. Gene Ontology annotation, cellular component: plasma membrane; cell-cell junction. The record is from RefSeq and is a predicted model, not a curated record. NCBI's taxonomy places the organism in Eukaryota, Metazoa, Chordata, Mammalia, Artiodactyla, Cervidae.